AUGAAGGUUUUAGGUACUCUUAAUUACUUCUUGGGGAUUGAAGUUGCUUACUCUCUUAAAGGUUGCAUUCAAUCUCAAUCUAAGUAUAUUGCAAACAUCCUUGAACCAGCUCAACUUUCUAAUACUAGAGAAGUAAACAAUUCUCUUGAAUUGAAUGUGAAAUAUGCUCCCUCUGAUGGUGUUACUCUACCAGAUCUCACUUUGUAUCGCACUUUGGUUGGCAGCCUAGUGUACCUUAUGACUAACAAACCUGAUAUUGCUUAUGUUGUCUCUCCUGCUACCAUACAUUGGGAAGUUGUUCUUCGUAUUCUUCAUUAUAUUCGAGGAACCUAA
This is a messenger RNA of Lathyrus oleraceus (garden pea), 333 nucleotides long. RefSeq lists its product as uncharacterized. Lineage: Eukaryota; Viridiplantae; Streptophyta; Magnoliopsida; Fabales; Fabaceae. The transcript has a single exon. The record is from RefSeq and is a predicted model, not a curated record. The coding region runs from base 1 to 333 and encodes 110 amino acids.